AUGUCAAAACCAGUGGCCAUUGUCACCGGCGCUGCAUCCGGCAUUGGCCUUGCGGUCAGCAAACACCUGCUCACACGGGGUUUCCGUGUCGUCAUGGCCGACGUCAACGCCAACGAGGGAGAGCGUAUUGCCUCAGAACUCGGUGAUGACGCCGUGUUCCAGAAAGCCGACGUUUCGAUUUACGCCGAACAAGCUGCGCUGUUCCAGAAAGCCUUCACGUGGGGCGAAGGCCGCCUCGACUUUCUGGCAGCAAACGCCGGGAUCGAUGACCGGCAGAGCCUUUACGAAACGGAUGAGAGCGUGGACGAGAAUGGCCUCCCGAAACCACUCAACCUGAAGACCAUCGAAGUUGACUUGCUGGCCGUUAUUCAAGGCAUUUGGCUGUUCAAGCAUUACGCACGCAAAAGUCCGGGCGGCAAAGGGAAAAUCGUGAUCACCUCGUCUGCUGCAGGCCUGUAUUCAAUGGACACCAAUCCUCUUUACAGUUCAGCCAAACACGGGCUGGUCGGGCUCACGCGCUCUUGCGGACCUGUAUUCUUGAAGGAGAACAUCACUGUGAACUGCAUCUGCCCGGCAUUCGUCCCGACCAACUUGUGCCCGCCCCACAUGCUGGCCAAGUUCCCGAAAGAGCAUAUUACCCCCAUGUCGACCGUCCUGAAAGCAUUUGACACUUUCUUGGAUGACGAUGGAAUGACGGGCCAGACAGUGGAGCUGAGCAUUGGGGAUCUGUUUUUCCGCAAACAGGUGGACUAUCCGAAUGAGAGCCAGAGGAAAUUGGCAGCACUGGGAGAGACAUUCUGGGCGGAAGCUUACGAAACGGUGCCUCCUGCCAAGAACGGGGUUUGA
Lasiodiplodia theobromae is the source of this 846-nucleotide messenger RNA. Its product is annotated as 15-hydroxyprostaglandin dehydrogenase. Gene Ontology annotation, cellular component: cytoplasm. Gene Ontology annotation, molecular function: oxidoreductase activity, acting on the CH-OH group of donors, NAD or NADP as acceptor. NCBI's taxonomy places the organism in Eukaryota, Fungi, Ascomycota, Dothideomycetes, Botryosphaeriales, Botryosphaeriaceae. The transcript is spliced from 2 exons. The coding region runs from base 1 to 846 and encodes 281 amino acids. The record is from RefSeq and is a predicted model, not a curated record.